This is a messenger RNA of Orbilia oligospora ATCC 24927, 1338 nucleotides long. RefSeq lists its product as uncharacterized. The transcript has 6 exons. Gene Ontology annotation, biological process: NAD+ biosynthetic process. Gene Ontology annotation, molecular function: nicotinate phosphoribosyltransferase activity. Bases 1 to 1338 code for a protein of 445 amino acids. The record is from RefSeq and is a predicted model, not a curated record. NCBI's taxonomy places the organism in Eukaryota, Fungi, Ascomycota, Orbiliomycetes, Orbiliales, Orbiliaceae.
AUGGCAACAGCAACCUUACAGCAAAAUGCAGCACUGCCGGAGGGCAUCUUCUCAUUGCUCGAUACCGAUUUGUACAAAUUGACGAUGCAAUGUGCCGUCCUACAGCAUUACCCUGAUACCGACGUUACAUACCACUACACGAACCGUACACCUCAUCUGAAGCUUAACAGGAAGGCAUUCGAGUGGAUUAAGAUACAAAUUGGGAAACUCCAAAACAUCACCUUAUCCGAUUCGGAAGAAGCAUUCCUUCACGAGAAAUGUCCUUACUUGCCGCCUACGUAUAUAGCAUACCUCAAGAAGUUUAGAUUCUUCCCGGACGAGCAGGUCGAUAUUAGUUUCGAUGGUGGAGAUGGACCUGAUGAUGCCGGGGAUCUUACGUUGGAUGUGAAGGGGGAAUGGGUCGAGACUAUACUAUACGAGAUUCCGCUGCUGGUGCUGGUCAGUGAGGCGUUUUUCAAGUUCGUGGAUACGGAUUGGGAUUAUGAGGGACAGAUUGAGAAGGCGUACGAAAAGGCCAAGGUCUUAUUGGAGAACGGGGCGGUAUUCACAGAAUUUGGAACCCGUCGAAGAAGAAGCUAUCAUGCGCAAGAUCUUGUCUUGCAAGGCUUAAUAAAAGCGAGGGAGGAAUUUAAGGAUAACGAAGGUUAUAGUGGGAAGUUUAACGCAUCGAGCAAUGUUCAUUUUUGCCAUCGUCACAACUUGAACCCCGUUGGCACAGUCGCACACGAAUGGUUUAUGGGUAUCGCCGCCGAAAGUAACCGCUACGAAAACGCCAGCGAGCUUGGACUUCUCAAGUGGACACAAACCUUCGGACCCGGUGUACUCGCCAUCGCCCUUACCGAUACCUUUGGCACCGAGGAGUUCCUCCGAGCGUUCUCGAAGUCUUGCCCUGUUGAGGGUGCAGAUGGGAAGAGCUAUGCUGAGAUCUUUUCAGGCAUUAGACAGGACUCUGGCGAUCCUGAGAAGUACGUCAGGUGGAUCCGUGAGUUUUAUGAUCGCGCUGGAGUGAAGGGGCCAAAAUCUGUAGUGUUCAGUGAUUCGUUGAAUGUGGAGUUGGUCUUGAAGUAUAAGAAGUAUGCAGAAGAAUAUGGAUUGAUACCGUCGUUUGGUAUUGGAACGUUUUUGACGAAUGAUUUCGUACACCGAAGCGACGAUUCGAAGUCUACGCCGUUGAAUAUUGUCAUUAAGCUUUCUUCGGCUAUGGGACAUGCAGCGGUGAAGAUUAGUGAUAAUAUUGGGAAGAACACAGGGGAUAAAGCAAUGGUUGAGGAGGUCAAAGAGAGAUUGGGGUAUACCGAGAGUGGGAAUGUGGUCGAUGAGGCUAAGAGGUGGGUAUAG